Molecule: messenger RNA, 780 nt
Organism: Cantharellus anzutake
Lineage: Eukaryota; Fungi; Basidiomycota; Agaricomycetes; Cantharellales; Hydnaceae
Exons: 4
Coding region: 186-734 (182 amino acids)
Source: RefSeq, a predicted model, not a curated record
ACGGAGAUUGCUUUCUACGCUGCACCAGGCACUACAUGAGCACCUUCAUGCCUGCUAUGGGAUUCAAGGAGCACGGAUAAUCUCGAGUAAUUUCUCCGAGUCAGUGAAAGCUGCCUCGGAUCUUUCUGUCAUGGCGGCAGCGUGUUCAAACGUCUCCGCUGAGCACAACGUCCCGUGUGGAAGGGAUGGCAAUCCGAAUAACAAGCAUCACCACCCUCCUAGAAUCAUCACUGCAGGGGAAUCCUCCAGUGAACCAAGAACCUUCAAUUACCUAUGACCCAAUUGGAGACAACCCCAGUUCAUUUUCCAAGCCUUUUCCCAUACUGAUACACAAGGUUGUGCUAUCGGUGCUGAAUGAAAUCGAUUCCGGAUCAGAAUCGAUUUCGCAAUUUACUGCGUUGAUUGAAGAUUCAAGGAUUUCGAGGGCCGUCGAGUCUGUCCUGAACGCUAUAAAAAUAUGUUAUAAGUCGGCCGAUCACAUUUUUUGUUCCCCUGAUGCACCUCGCAUCCUUUCAUCAACACGGGAAUUGCUUUCUAUGUUACGCCAGGCUCUUCACGAGCAUUUGCAUGCAUGUCAUGGGUCUCAAGGAGCACGGACGAUCUCGAGCAGUUUCUCCAGGUCAGUGAAUUGGUUUCACAUUUAUCAUGGCCUGCAGUUCUUGUGCAACUCCUGCACCAUACUAUGUUUCCAGGGAGUUGCCUCGAAUACUUCUCUCAUGGGAACGGGGCGUUGAGACAUCUUCGCAUAUGGAUGGGAUGAUCACUCUGAUGAUAAGUGUC